AUGCUCCCAAAGCCGAAACGGCUAUGGCAGAGCCAGCAGCACGGCCUGGAGGGGUCUCAGAGUAUGCCCGUUGGGCCCUGGAUGAUAGCCAAGCAGAAGCAAGGGUACCAGGUCCCAUCCAAUGUUGGGUUGGGGCCUUCACCAACGCGGAAGCUGUAUGCUGUGACAGAAGCCUUGGACCCAAAGGGAAGCUGGAGUGCUGGGAUGAGACCUACACUUUCGAGGAAAGGCAAGCUUUUCGCGCUGGAGGGAAAGCUGGCUGCGGCAAACAGUGGCUUGCGGUGGUUUUCUCUGAUCGAGCAAUGCGUUCAGGAGCGAUUUUUCGACAAGCAGUUCAAGGUUUGCUUCUUCCGGGAUGCCCGACAGGGAUCCGUACACCUGGGAAGCUUCGAUGGCUGGGAGACCAGGGAGAUGGGAAGAAAAGUCCAGAAAGCCAUGCUAUUCACUGGAGGACAAAGGUGCCCUGCCGGGCCGCCACGGUCGCUGAAGGUUUGGCUAACCUGUUCGGGCCUCGUGGAGUUGCUGGACGUUUCUGAGACGUCUCUGUGCACCUAUGAGGCUGUCGCAAGCACACCGGGAGCCUGCGAACUCGAGGAUCUGCCAGGCAGCAGUCAGGAGGAGGUUCUCACGCCUUAUGAUGACCUGUCAGCCGCUACGGGGGGAUGA
Messenger RNA from Symbiodinium pilosum, 666 nucleotides. The record is from the annotation of a GenBank genome assembly. Lineage: Eukaryota; Dinophyceae; Suessiales; Symbiodiniaceae.